Messenger RNA from Xiphophorus maculatus (southern platyfish), 7523 nucleotides. Its product is annotated as mucin-22-like. Bases 21 to 6029 code for a protein of 2002 amino acids. Lineage: Eukaryota; Metazoa; Chordata; Actinopteri; Cyprinodontiformes; Poeciliidae. The transcript has 2 exons. The record is from RefSeq and is a predicted model, not a curated record.
AUUAUACACAGACACAAAUUAUGGAGGACAUGACAACACCUUUGUCACCCUUAUUAGAAACUUCUGCAACAGGAACAACCAGAAAGUCAACAUCUUCCCGUCCACCUGUAACACAAGCAACACGCAGUGAAUUACAAACAUCAAUGAAGAAUAAUGUAAGAUCUUUCACAACACUUUUUCAAAACACGUCAGAACAAAUUACUGUAAAUGUAACCACUGAAACACAAACUGCAGUUGCAGAAGCAAGUGAAACAGCUGCCCAAGGUUUGGAGACUUCAACAACCUCUGAAUCACUAACAACACAACUUCCCAAAACUUCAAAAGAAACUGCAGCCUCUAUGAUGGAUUAUACAUCUACACUGACAGCAAAGUCCACAACAUCAUUCAGUACAAUAUCACCUCCUUCUGUAAUUUCUACAAAAGAAACGUCUGUAAAAGGAUUAUCUUUACCUCAAUCUAUUACAACACCAUCCACAACAGAUAUUGUAGAACCAACAACAAACAAGCAAGGCAAUGAAACAACAAAAUUAAAAAACACCUCAGAACAGAAUACUUCAGAUGUAACCACACAAACACCAGCUGCAAAUAAUAUUAAAGCAUCAUCAACAACAAAAAUAUCAACUGUUUCAGGAACUGAUUUGCUUUCUUCAUCACCGCUAAAUGCAACACAAACUUUGACUGAAGCAAUACAACCAGAGAGUCAGAAUAAAACUGCAACAUCGACAACAACAAAACAAGAAAAUACAACAGCAUCAGCAAAAUUUUCUACACAAUCCACAACUGCAAAACAAACCGUUGGAUCCGUAACAAUUCAAGGAAAAACAGACCGUGAAUCGGCGUCUGUGUCAACCAGACUCACAACCCAAACUGCAGGGCCUCUGGAAAUUGUUGGAUCUACAGGGCAAACAAAAUCUAUGGCGGCAAGAACUCAGACAUCCACCAAAGAUAACACAGCUACACUGUUUAUGAAGUUCACAACAAUAAGCUUGAUCUCACCUCAAAGUGUGACUCCACAAGGAUCAUUUACAACACAACAACCCACAACUACCAUGCAGACUAAUCCAUCAACAACAAAUAGCAGAACAACUGACAAUAAAUCAUUCUUUGCAUCAACAAGGCUGAGUACACAAACUGCUCAAUCAGUGGAAAUUAAUCCAACUACAAAACAAACACAAUCUAGUCCAAUGGCGACAGUCAGUAAAACAUCUAUGCAGAUGGUGGAGUCCAUGUCAACAGCCUCAACCCAAACAUCACCUCCAUCUUUAACUUCCACAAUGAACAAACCCGUUCAGUCAACACAAUCCUCUCCAUAUGUAACAAGAUCCACAGUAAGCACUGUUUCAUUAACAGCUACCAAACAGGAUGAAGAAACAUCAAAAUUACAAAGUAUAUCAAAUGUAGCAACAACAAAAACCUUAGCAGAAGAAACAACAGAAGCAUCCUCAACAACUAGAUCAGAAAAUCAACAGAAAAUGUCAUCGUUUACAACAAGAAAAUCAUCAACAUCAGAAGCAUCAACAACACAAUCCUCAACUGCAAAACAAACUGUGGGAUCAACAAUGACUGAAGCAAACAAAGACAGAGGUUCACUGACUGCAUCAACAAGACAAACUAUAGAGUCUGUGACCACACUGAGAAUUGUGACAAUAACAGAAUCAAAUCCGUCAACAACUGCAAAUCAAGCAUCUAUUACAAAUCAGACAUCUACUUCAAUGAUGAAUGUAAGGGCAACAGGAUUGAUGAGAACAUCGUCUACAUCUGUUACAUCUAAAACAGAAGGAACUGUACAGUUAACAUCUUCACCUCCACCCCUUACAACAAGAUCCACAACAGGAACAGAAGCUGAAAUACCAACAUCAAAGAAAUCAGACAAAAUAUCAUCAACACAAAGCACCUCAGCGCAAAACCCUUUACAUGUAACAACUGAGACACAGACUGCAGCUGCAGAAACAGGAUCAUCAACUGCUUUCAAACAGACUGUGUCAUCAACAUACAGUGAAUCAGUGUCUGAUCAUAAUAGAAGUGUAUCAGAGUUAUUGCAAACAUUAACUCAAAACACAGAUAAAACAACACAAUCACAGAAUGAGCCCACAACAACACCACAACCUCUAAUUACUGGAUCAAGAAUUCAAGAAAACACAAACAGUGGAUCAGAUUCUUUCUCCACAAUCGACAGAAAACAAACUACUAAGACUGUGGAAAUGGCGCCCAUUGCAACACAAACAGAUUCUAGAUCACCAACAAUCAUCAAGAAAGUAUCGACCACAACUGCAAAGCAACCUGCUGGAUCUGUAACUCAAACAAGCACAGAAUCUGGAUCAAUCUCUGUGUCAGCAAGACUCUCAACACAGAGCACACAACCUGCAGCAUCAAAAAUACUCAACAUAUCUGCAACAAUAGACUUGUCAUACAUAACUGAAAGGCUCACUGUUGCAAAACAAACAAUGGCUGAUCAAAAUGAAAGCAGUCAAACUGUAAAUGAGUCUCUGCAAAGUUCAACACUGAAAUUAAAAACUCAGGAUAGACCUUCACCGUCUGCAGCAGACAAUUCAGGUUCAUCGACAACAUCAGCAGCUUUUCCAACAGAACAACACAAAGCAAUUGGAUCAACAACAGUUCAACCAAACGCAAAAAGUGAAUCAAUUCUCAUGUCAACAAGACUUAACACACAAAUGGCAGCAGAUGUUCAAACGGAAACAUCUAGUGUAUCUAAAAAUGAAACUCAAGCAUCCACCACAAAAACAGAUACAUCUACACAAAUGGUGAUGUCAAAGGCAACAAUUGCCAAACAAACAACAACAACAACAACAGUUCGAGAAAAAGAUGUCAGUGGACUGGUGUCUAUGUCACCUGAAACAGGAACCACUUCACUGUCAGUAAUAUCCUCUACAUCUGUUACAAGACAAUUCACCAAAUUAUCAAAUGCUACUCAAACAACAACUAAAACAGACAAAGGAACGUCAUUAAAAACUCCAGAGCCAAUUACAUUAAAUUUGACACCAACAUCUCAAACUAGAGCUGCAGAAAUAACCAAAACAACAGAAUUUGAGACUCUGCAAGAAAUGGAGUCAACAUCAAUAGCAUUAACAACACACCAGCCAACAGCUACAAAGCAUGCCACUGGAUCAGCAACAGGUCAAGUAACAACAUAUGGUGGAUCAGUGCCUAUGUUAACAAAGCAAACUGUAGGGCCUGGGACAACACUGCUAGCUGCAACACAAACACUAUCUAGUCCAUCUACAAAUGCAACUCCAAAGUCUACCACAGAUCAUGAGACUACAAAUAUAAUGGAGUCCAUGUUGACACAUGGUGGAUUAGUGUCUGGUCAGAAUGGAGGUGAAUCCAUGGAAUCCAUGGCAACAGGAUCCUCAGCAAUAUCUCCUACCUCUCUAACUUUGACUGCAAGAACAUCUGUAAAAGCAACAUCUUUAACUCCAUCUAAGACAAUAAAACCAACAACAAAUUCAGUAGAAAAGGCACAGUUACAAAACACCUCAGAAAAAAUUACUUUAAAUGUAAAAGGAGAGGCACAGACCACAGAUGAGCAAAUGACCAAAACACCAGCAAAAAUUGAAUCAUUCACCACUUCAAAAGAAACGAAGGGGUCAACUAAGGGUGGAUUAGUGGUUACACAAACACAAACAAUAAACACUGUUUAUGGACAGCAACAAAUAUCAACGCAAAUUUCAACCUUGAGAACUCCAUCAGUGGAUUCACAGGAAACAUCAUCAUCUGCAGUGACCAAGUCAGCGAAGCCAACAACAUCAGCGCCACUGACAACACAGCAAACUGCUGGAACUACAACAACUAACGGAAACACAGACAGCAGAUUGGACUCUGUGUCAUCCAGACUCACAACCCAAACAGCAGAGUCUAAUAAACAUGCUAACUCAAAUUCAGUAACGACUUCAGCUUCGUCUGCAACUUCUACAACUGGUGCAAAUGGAAAGUCUACAGUAUCGACUCUAUCUGUAUCAAGAAGACUAACCAGCUCUGUGGUAGCAAAUACCCAAGAAGAGACAGAAAAUACAAAAUUGCCAACAUUUUCAAGACAAAGUACACAAAAUGUAGCAACCAAAAAUCAAACACCAGAAAAAGAAACAAGCAUAACACCUGAAACAACUAAAGCUGACACUCAGUAUGAAACAAAAACCUUAGCAGAAGAAACAACAGAAGCAUCCUCAACAACUAGAUCAGAAAAUCAACAGAAAAUGUCAUUGUUUAUAACAAGAAAAUCAUCAACAUCAGAAGCAUCAACAACACAACCCUCAACUGCAAAACAAACUGUGGGAUCAACAAUCACUGAAGCAAACAAAGACAGAGGUUCACUGACUGCAUCAACAAGACAAACUGUGACCACACGGAGAAUUGUGACAAUAACAGAAUCAAAUCCGUCAACAACUGCAAAUCAAGCAUCUAUUACAAAUCAGACAUCUACUUCAAUGGUGAAUGUAAAGGCAAUAGGAUUGAUGACAACAUCGUCUACAUCUGUUACAUCUAAAACAGAAGGUACUGUACAGUUAACAUCUUCACCUCCACCCCUUACAACAAGAUCCACAACAGGAACAGAAGCUGAAAUACCAACAUCAAAGAAAUCAGACAAAAUAUCAUCAACACAAAGCACCUCAGCGCAAAACCCUUUACAUGUAACAACUGAGACACAGACUGCAGCUGCAGAAACAGGAUCAUCAACUGCUUUCAAACAGACGGUGGUAUCUACAUACAGUGAAUCAGUGUCUGAUCAUAACAGAAAUAAAUCAACUUCAUUGCAAACAUCGUCUCAAAAGACAGGUGAAACAAAUGAAUCAGAGGAUCAAACUAAAGAUGCAUCACCUGCAACGAACAAAUCAGAGAUUCCAAAAACACAACAACCUCCAAUUAUUGGAUCAAUAACAGUUCAAGAAAACACAAAAAGUAAAUCAAUAUCCCUGUCUACAUUUGACAGGAGACAAACAGAGCACAAUGGCACGCAAACAAAUUAUACUCCACCAACGACCAUCAAUCAAAUGUCUAUCACAACUGCAAAGCAACCUGUUGGAUCUACAACAACUCAAGGAAGCGGAGACUCUGGGUCAACCUAUAUGUCAGCUAAAAAAUCAAGCAUAACACCUGCAACAACUAAAUCAAACACUCAGGAUAAAGCAACAUCAUCCGCAACAACCAAAUCACAGACUACAACGACAGCAGCAAUUACAGGAAAACAACCCACAACUACAAAGCAAACCGUGAGUUCAGCAACAACAGCUUCGUCGAGGACUUCGACAAUCACAGCACAUGCAGUGACAAACACAAAUUAUGACACCUCAUUAACAACCGGACAGAUAUCACCCAUAGCUUCAACACAAAGCAUUGGAUUAUCAAACCAGUCACCAACACAAGUUCUAGAGAAGACUACAGGGAAACAAGAGGCAGGACGAACAACGGGAUAUAUGGGAACUACAGUGAACACCACACCACACACCACAGCAUCUUUAGUUACAUCUCUUCAAGAAACGACACAAACAGCUGCACACACAAUUACCCCUGAGGAGGAACCAGAGACUGCAUCAGCAGCCUGGACAGCGGAUCAGUACUCAUCCACACUGCAAAGUUUAGAAUCUUCCAGUUCGCAACAACCUCAAAGUGUCUCAUUGGUCCCAGUUAGCACAUCAAGAAGCACUUCAGCUUCAGUCCCAGCACAGAGCUCAUCCCAUUCCACAACAGAAGAAGCUCAUUCAAGUACUUCCCCUCAGGUUAACGGGACUACAAAUAUGGAGAAGGCUACAGUAAAAUCCACAGCAGCUGAGUAUGGAAGCGCAGAUACAACAGACUCCAAUUUAUACACAUCAUCAGCUAACAUCAGGCAUGCAAACACAACACAACUGGAAUACGAUGCAAGCCCUUUGCCUGUUUCUCGAAACAGGACUGUGUUUUUCAAAUACAGUCCUAGGGUUGUUAUUGUGAAGCCUUUAGUCUUUGAUUAUCCAGUUGUGGAGCGCAUCACGUUUUUAUCAAAUGAUACAGACAAAAUUGAUGGAAUGACAAACUAAAUAGUAACAAGGUUUGCCAAUGGUACAAGAUGAUGAAAACAACAUGGCAAAUUACUUGUUAAAACAUUUGUCACAUGUUGAUGUAAAAUAAUUUUUGGGAUAAAAUUUUACUGGGGCGGUUUCUUACAAUCUCUUUUGUUCUGUUGAGAUGUUGCGACUGUUCGGGAUUUUAAAAUUAGUUCAAAAGAGCAACCUAAAUCUGGAGAGCCAAUAGGUACACUCGAAAUAAAACUUGAUGUGGGCAUUUUACAACAUGUAGGCCACAUCCAGCUCUUUAGUUGUUCAAGACUGGCCUGCAGUGGUUAAUAGAUCUGCAAAAAUGCAAUAAAUAAAAUAAAUAAAGUUUAUUUUGUACUGAAGUCCAACUAUGUGUAUUAUUUGGAGAAUCCAAUCCUUAUUUCACUUUUGUCUCUGUCUGCUACAACAGCGUCCGGUAUGUGCCAAUGUUCAUUUUGCUACCAAAUGUAAAGUUUCUUCUAUGUAAUUACUGCACACAUACCAUCAUCACAACAUGAGUGUUAAUACUAAUAAUAUUUCAAUUGUCACGAAUGCGCACACUGCAUAUGACAUUCAGCCUGAAAUAAAUGUGACACAGGGAAAAGACAUCACAAUCCAAUGUACCUAAUAUACCUAAUACUGUAUAAAAGUUUGGUUUCUGACACUGCAGUUUUAGAUUACAACAUGUUCUAUUUUGCAAAAUAUGUAAAACUCUGAGAUAGCUGGUAAUGGGACAUUUCAAAAUCUUCAGUGUAAAGCAAAACAACAAACUCCUAUGUAAAAAAGUAAUGCAGUACAAAGGAACUACAGUCUGACGGUGAAAUUUGAGGUUGUAAAGUAUAAAGUAUUGUCAUUUUGUUUGUUCAACAUGUGGAUAACAGUCUAUGUAAAUAGUUUUACAACCAAAACACAGCAAAUGUGCCAUUAUUGGUGUGGGAGGUAAACAAAUCUUGUUUUUAGUUUCAUGUUAUAGCUCACUUCAUCAUUUGUCAGAACUGUUUUAGAAACAAGAUUUCUUUUUUUUCCACUGUAUAAUCCUUUAAUCUGUUAUUGAAGACAUCAAGAGAUUGUUUUUAAUUAUUCUUUUACAUUUUCUGUCAAUGCUGUGUGCAGUGGCAAAGUGGUUAACACUUUAACUUUUUCCAGAAAGUCUUCGACCAUCAAUCUGUUUUUUCUCUUAAAGUGGAUUGCACCCAGGCAAUCUUUGUCAUCUGGAUCAACAACAUGAAGUCUGGUGUAUCUUUACAACUAAUGUCUGGUAACCGGUUGGCCUUCGUUUUUUCUUAAAGUAACACAUGAUAUUAUAAAGCUUGGGAAUCAUUGCAUUUUUCAAGCAGUUUUCAAAAUAACAUCUGGGGAUUUGUAAGGUGAAGGAAAUAGCAAAAUUCCAUUUUAAAGGUCUAAUUACAAAGUUGCACAACAUAACAUUUAAAAAUCUUAAUGUAGAUGUUCAAUGCAGACCUUAUGUUCUAAUGUGUGUCUAUUUUUAAUAAAAAC